Molecule: messenger RNA, 1598 nt
Organism: Gallus gallus (chicken)
Lineage: Eukaryota; Metazoa; Chordata; Aves; Galliformes; Phasianidae
Gene: ITPRIP3G
Product: inositol 1,4,5-trisphosphate receptor-interacting protein-like 1
Exons: 2
Coding region: 1-1062 (353 amino acids)
Cellular component (GO): membrane
Source: RefSeq, a predicted model, not a curated record
AUGAUGUUGGGCAAGCACAACCUGCCUUUCAUGAGCCCGUGCUGGCCGGGCCCGAUCCCCUGGAUGUCAUGCACGUGCCGUGUGAUGUGUACGGAGAUGAUUUGCUCCGUAACUUUCCCUGGUACCGAGGUCAGGGAAGAGACAGGAGAGAGGAGAGUGGAGGAGUGCAGUGAUGCGGCUGUGCUUGUGACAGCAGCAGACGCGUCACAGCGGGGGGGCGGGGCGUUGUCAGGAGGCUGUCAGAGUAGAGGCAGCGCUGCGGCACUUUGGCCUAGGCCUUCGAUAGCGCAACGUACGCUGGCCGCUGGCGACAGCGACCAGCAAAGUUCCAGCAGCGAGGAGGAGGAGGAGGAGGAGGAGGAGGAGGACGAGGAAGAGGAAGAGGAAGAGGACAGUGACUUGGACGAGACACGCGACGUAGGCAGAGUUUGGGCCGACAGCACCCAGUGGCCAGCGCCACACGCGGCCGGCAAGUGCCAGCUGGUGGAGGAGCUGGUGGACGACCUUCUUCGUGCCUGCCGAGGAAAAACGUGCCACAGCUUCGUGCCCCGGCUGCAGCCGGCCAUCGGGGUGGCCUGCGUCUGUGAAGGAUGGAGUGCCCAGGAAGACAACGUCAUCUACCGCCUGCUCGUGCCCAUGAGAGCUCCCCCUGGGCACGCCUUCCGUGUGGAGCUGGGCAACCCAAAGGGGGCAUCAAAAAGGAAGUCCUGUCUGCGUGUGGAGCUGGAGUGCAUGUGUGCGAGGGAGCGGCUGCUGGGGGACAUGCUCUGCUUUCUCCACCACACUCGGAGGGAGCUGAGAGAAAACCAGGAAGCCAGCCUCCUCAACACCUUGUGCAGGGCCUCCUACCUGGACGUGCAGAAAACCACGCGCUGGUUCCAGCAGCGGGUGAAAGCAGCCUGGAAAUGUCUGCCUCAGUCGCGUGACUGGGGCCUGGAGCUGGUGCCCUCCGACCACUCCUGCAAGAUCAAGCUGACCCCCCCCUCCAAGAGCACCUUCACCAUCGAGAUGACUCUUGGGGUGCAGCUUGAUGAAUCGGGCACGUUCCUGAGCUUUGACUAGGCUCAGACUAUGCUUCCGUCUUCUUCUCUGUUUCUGUCUUUCCAAGUAUGUCCUUCUCUCUCUUAAAUAAAACUAAUAGUAGUAUUAACCAUACCAGCGCUCCUCUCGUUCUUCCCGCUGAGCACCGAUGCUGAGCACGUAGGGAUGUGCUGUGAGAAGAGAGGAGCACACAAAAGCGUGGCACUGACCUGUACCAUGCAGGACUUAAGCUCUUCUGCCUACGCAGGUAAACCCACUAUGAGGGGACCUGCUGAAAACUCAAUUAUCCCAGUUCCUGCAUCAUCACAGAGCAUCGCCGUGUCUUAUUCAAGCCGCCGGACCUUCCUCUGUGCUUGGCGUAAGGCAGAUGGCUGUGUCAGCAUCAGGGAAGGGAGAUCUGGUACCUCAGCAAGCAGGGAGAAAAUAUGAUCAAACAGCUUGUGGGUUGAGACAGGGACAGGGACAUCUCUCACCAGCUACCAUCCCAGCUUUUGGAAGACAAAGUCAAUUUAUUGCCAGUUAAUGACAGGGUUGAACAGUGAAAACAAAGCAAAUCU